CACUGAGUUUUUAUCAUAUGAUCAGGAUCCAGUUGCCAUGGUUCUUUGUAUAAUCUCUGUUACCUCAUCUGUCAUAACCUCCAUUAUUUUAGGUAUAUUUAUUUUAUACCUAGACACUCCCAUUGUUAAAGCCAAUAACCGUAAUCUGAGUUUUGUCCUCUUGGUCUCCAUCAUCCUGAGCUUUCUCUGCGUGUUUCUGUUCCUCGGUCGUCCUGUGGAUAUAACCUGCAAGCUGCGACAAACUGCUUUUGGAAUCAUCUUCUCCAUAGCCUUGUCUUUUUUGUUGGCCAAAACUAUCAUGGUCUACAUCGCGUUCAAGGCCACCAAACCUGGGAGUUACUGGAGAAAAUGGAUUGGAAUAAAAAUACCCAACUGUGUGGUGUUUUUCUGCUCAUUUAUUCAGGUUAUAAUCUGCAUCUGCUGGUUGUCUAUUUCUCCUCCGUACCAGGAAACGAACACUCACUCCUACCCUGGAAAGAUCAUUAUUCAGUGUAAUGAGGGGUCAGUGGUUGCUUUUUACACUGUUCUGGGGUACAUGGGCUUCCUGGCCGCUGUGAGUUUUAUUGUUGCUUUCCUGGCCAGGAAAUUGCCGAACAGUUUUAAUGAAGCCAAGUUCAUCACCUUCAGCAUGCUGAUCUUCUGUAACGUCUGGAUCUCUUUUAUAUGA
Molecule: messenger RNA, 667 nt
Organism: Spea bombifrons (plains spadefoot toad)
Lineage: Eukaryota; Metazoa; Chordata; Amphibia; Anura; Pelobatidae
Product: vomeronasal type-2 receptor 26-like
Exons: 1
Coding region: 38-667 (209 amino acids)
Biological process (GO): G protein-coupled receptor signaling pathway
Cellular component (GO): membrane
Molecular function (GO): G protein-coupled receptor activity
Source: RefSeq, a predicted model, not a curated record